Molecule: messenger RNA, 1284 nt
Organism: Oldenlandia corymbosa var. corymbosa
Lineage: Eukaryota; Viridiplantae; Streptophyta; Magnoliopsida; Gentianales; Rubiaceae
Source: the annotation of a GenBank genome assembly
AUGACAAAGUUUCCCAUUCGAGUUGCAAUUUCUCUUGCUGUUUUCUGGGCUGUUUUUACUUUUGCAUCAUCAACUCAAACUCAAUCUCACCUUCCUGAGCAAGUUUUUCUACAUUGUCUCAAGAGUUCUAAUGAUCCCAACAUCACUGAAGUUGUUUACACCCCGGAACACCCUGAUUUCCUCUCAGUGCUAAACUUCUACAUCCAAAAUUCUCGCUUUCUUAAUAAUAAACAAACUCCAAAGCCAAAAUUGAUUGUGGCUCCAUCCAAAGGAUCUGAAGUGCAAACAGUGAUCAAAUGUGGUAAAAUGUCCAGCUUACAAAUAAGAAUCCGCAGCGGAGGCCACGAUUUCGAAGGCAGUUCCUACAUUUCCGAUUUAGUUGAUGUGCCGGAAAAAGUUGCUUCUUUCAUGGUGAGCAGAACAUUGGUAGAAAACGCAGUUCAACUUGUUCACAAAGCUCAAUCAGUUUCUCUCACUCUGCCAUUAGAGAUUUACUUUUCAAUCAAAUUCAUGACAGUUCUUUCAAACCAAACGAAUAAACCCACCGUAGAAGCUACAUUCGUCUGUACUUACCGCGGUGCCGGAGGAAUCACCGAGCUCUUAUCGAUAAUGGAUCGGAAAUUCCCUGAAUUAGGCGUAACCAAAGAUGACAUCUUCGAAAUGCUCUGGAUCCAGUUCGUCCCUUUUCACAACAGCUACCCAAUCGAUGAUUACGUGCAUUAUUUGACCAGCAGAAUCCCUCCGUCCAAACCAUAUUUCUCAGCAAAAGCCGAUUUCGUCCGGGACCCUGUUUCGGAAACAGGGGUUCAAGGCCUAAUGAACAAGCUCCUGGAAGUGCCACUAGGAAUUGGCCAAAUGGAGUGGACAUUCUGGGGAGGAGGAAUCAUGGACAAAAUCCCUGAAUCAGAAAUUGCGUUCCCACACAGAGGGUACUUGUUCAUCGUCUUUGAAGUGGUGUAUUGGAACAAAGAUGAUACAUCAGCUACGAUUGAAGAGCGCAUCGAUUGGUUCAGAGGGUUUCGCAGGGAAUUUGGGAGAUAUGUUCCUGAAAAUCCAAGGCCUGCUUAUGCAGAUUAUCGUGAUCAUGAUUUAGGCCUAAACAGACCUGAUGGUACAACAACGGUUGAAGAAGCAAGAAAGAGUUGGGGUGGACCUUACUUUGGAGGUAAUUUUGAUCGGCUGGUUCGUGUGAAGUCUGUGGUUGAUCCAGAGAAUUUAUUCCGGAAUGAACAGGGCUUCCCGGUGAUCGAAUUGCCUUCUUCACAGUGUCAAUUGACAUCAUAA